Anopheles cruzii is the source of this 270-nucleotide messenger RNA. It is a transcript of the gene mbl, whose product is annotated as protein muscleblind. The coding region runs from base 1 to 270 and encodes 89 amino acids. Gene Ontology annotation, molecular function: metal ion binding. Lineage: Eukaryota; Metazoa; Arthropoda; Insecta; Diptera; Culicidae. The transcript is spliced from 2 exons. The record is from RefSeq and is a predicted model, not a curated record.
AUGGCCGCUAUGGUAAACAUGACCAACCUACUGAACGGCAAGGAUUCCCGCUGGCUGCAGCUCGAGGUGUGCCGGGAGUACCAGCGCAACAAAUGCUCCCGCCCGGACACCGAGUGCAAGUUCGCACACCCGCCGGCGAACGUCGAAGUACAAAACGGACGCGUGACCGCGUGCUACGACAGUAUUAAGGUGAGUUCCGUACACACCAAAUCUACGGUCUACGAGUGCAAGGCACCGCAAGCACCGCGAGCUUUUCAUCGGCCGUCGUAA